Molecule: messenger RNA, 411 nt
Organism: Trichoderma breve
Lineage: Eukaryota; Fungi; Ascomycota; Sordariomycetes; Hypocreales; Hypocreaceae
Exons: 2
Coding region: 1-411 (136 amino acids)
Source: RefSeq, a predicted model, not a curated record
AUGAUUGUACUGGGAUAUGCCAUCGCCAAGUACCUAAAAACCCAGCACAUGAGCGUGACAGAUGAUCGCAGUGGGUUUAAGAUGAGAGUGCGCCACGUUACAAAAGUCGGCAACAUUGCCACCGUCAUUGUCUCUACUAUUGCUAUUAUCCUCUGGCUGACGGCUGGUAUUUUGUACAAGGUGGAUGACCUCAAUGAGCUAGAGCACUACGACAUGCCGUCUUACGUCUGCACACGCACCAGCGACGAUACUCUUACACACACAGUAGGCAGCUUUUCUGCUAUGUGUAUACAGAUGCGUUAUGCUUGGUGGGCAGUGGUUGUCGUUGGGGUCCUGGAGCUGACGGCACCCGGAAUCGUCAUCUGGGCUAUUUGCACUCCUAGAAAAAGGGGUGUGUACGCUGAGAUUUAG